GUCUUUAGCUGUUGACGUCACUAUAGCCCGGUAGAGCAUGCGUAGUUCUUUUUGCCGGGUCUGAGUGCAAGGUCGGCGCCAUGGGGAUGGAGGAUGAGUUGAUGUUGACCGGAGGACCUGAGGAUGAAGAGGAGGAGGAGGAGGAAGAAGAAUUGGUGGAUCCCUUAACAACCAUCAGAGAGCACUGUGAGCAGGUUGAAAAGUGCGUGAAACUGCGAGAAAUACUGGACGCCUGUACAGAGCGAGUGAAUUCUCGAUCGCAAACGCUAGAAACCUGUACUGAGGAGCUGUUUGACUUCUUGCACGUCCGGGACCAUUGUGUGGCUGAAAAUAUCUUCAGUAAGUUAAAGUGAAGUCCAGUACCUGAGGAACUCAACUGUACCAGAAUUCAUAACAGUUGUGGGGAACUUGGUUAUUCACUGAUUUCUAACAGUUUGUGAGAAUGAAUCUUUGUGGUCCAUUACACGAUGGUUCAGGCAUUGCCUCCAAGGUUUACUGUGUUUAUGAUUGAGUUUGGAGCCAGAAAUUGUUUAGUUAUACUUGCCAUUAUAAAUAAAUUUAUUGAAUUCAAACUUGAA
This is a messenger RNA of Carcharodon carcharias (great white shark), 578 nucleotides long. It is a transcript of the gene uqcrh, whose product is annotated as cytochrome b-c1 complex subunit 6, mitochondrial. Bases 81 to 353 code for a protein of 90 amino acids. Lineage: Eukaryota; Metazoa; Chordata; Chondrichthyes; Lamniformes; Lamnidae. The transcript is spliced from 4 exons. Gene Ontology annotation, biological process: mitochondrial electron transport, ubiquinol to cytochrome c. The record is from RefSeq and is a predicted model, not a curated record.